Molecule: messenger RNA, 1737 nt
Organism: Chenopodium quinoa (quinoa)
Lineage: Eukaryota; Viridiplantae; Streptophyta; Magnoliopsida; Caryophyllales; Amaranthaceae
Exons: 2
Coding region: 302-1480 (392 amino acids)
Source: RefSeq, a predicted model, not a curated record
AUUAUUGUUAUUAUCACAAUUUAUUCCUCGUCCGUACGUCAACUCUUUCAUCCAUUCAACGUGGUUAUCUAGUCUCUACAUCCUCCAAUAAUGUGAAUCUAUGACUAUGACCAAUUUUUCCACAUUUAUACCAUCACUUUCACACCUCAUAAAUCAUAAUAAAUCAAAUUUAAUUAUAUUUAAAGUACCCCUCAACUUCCUUCCUACCCUCUUUUUUAUUCAUAUAUCUCCAAAUUCUCACCUCUUAAACCCUCUUUUUUUCUUUUUUUAAGUCCCUUAAACACCAAACUAAACUAAAACAAUGACUAAGUACUCAAAUAAUAACCCUCCAACUAAUUGUUUUACAGGCAUUCUUCAAAUGUUCAUUUGUGCAGGCAAUCUCCCUACUCACCCUUCUCCACACGAUCAAAUACUCGAAAAACCCGAAAAAUCGCCCUCAGUUUCUCGUAACGUUGAUUAUGGGUCGGUCCAUGAGGUACAAGCUCAAAAUAGUGGUCCGGGGAUUAUAGCGAGACUAAUGGGGUUAGACUCAUUGCCAAAUUAUAAUAAGGAUGAGGAGAAUAAUAAAAUUACAACUCUUGACUCGCUUUUUCGAAGCAAGUCUUUGAAUUCAUUGCAUUUCUUGCCUGAUUUUGACCCUACUAGAGUUGCAAUUCAUCGUCGUGCUAGAACUACUUCGGCUUCUUUUCCUGAACAAGGCCGGGUUAACUAUAACUUUGUCGUCAUAAGAGAUGACGAUAGCGUGGAUAAAGAUAUGAAGGGGGAUAGGGAGGCGGGUUCGAAAUCGAAUAAUGAUAUUUGUAUGUGCAAGAAAAAUAGACAUGAUAAUGAUGGUAGAAGAGUAAAAGAAAGAAAGAGUAAGAAAAAGUAUGAAGAACGUUAUUAUAAUACUACUAGUAGGGAGUUUAGGAAUAAUGUAGGUGACAAUAGUGAUUUAUUAAGGGAGAAAUUAGUGAAGAAAAAGGGGAAAUUAAAUGGGAAAGUUGUUACAAGUAAGAAGAAGGUUUAUCAUAAGGAAAUUAUGUGUUUUGAAGAUGAUCAAUUACCAUCUCGGAGCCCUGUUUCUGUUCUUGAUAAUUAUUACAAGGAGUUUGAAUUUGUUACUCUUUCCAAAGGGGAAGGAAGACAAACAAAAUCAAAUUCAAGGAGAAAAAUAUCACCAAAAAUCAAAAUUAAUGAUAAUUUGCAACAAGAAAUAAUGCCAAAAUCAAGAGAAAAUCAUCAGGACUACUGUAACAAGAUUGCUACAAAACAGGAACUGGUGAAAGAAGAAGUAGAUGCAGCAGAUUAUUUAGUGGAAAUGUUGGGAAAAAUAUGUAAAUUGGCCGAAGAAGAACAUAAAAAAGACUCAAACUGGGUGACAAAAUAUGAAUUAUGGAAGAUGCAAUUUGUGGAAGAAGUAUGUAUUCAUUUGGGUCAAGAAUUGUUGGACUUGCUAUUAGAUCAGCUAGUGGAUGAAAUAGUUAUGUUGUCUUUGUAAUAUAGAGGCCCAUUUGGGUUUUCAAUAUUAUUCUUUUGUAAAACUUCCUUUUAGGCUUUUACUACUAAAGAAAGACCGGUUGGUUCGAAAACUCCUAUUGUACUGUAACAAAUGUACAAUUGUACUUCACAUUGUUGGAAUUAAAUGCUAAGGAAAGUUUUUUUUUUGUUGUUUUGGAGGAAAAUUCUUUGUCCCACAUUGGUGGGAUAAAGAAGGAUUUACUGGUUUAUAUAUUGAAGGAAAGAUGUUUUGUCUCA